UUUUUUAAUAGAGCACUAGGUCUAAAACGAGUAAAAAUAAACAAAACUAAUAAAGAUAAAAUACAUUAAUAAAUUUGAGAAAUAAAUAUAAAAAUUUUAUGAACAAAAUUUUAUAGUGAUUUGUGAGUAUAAAGUUAAAUGAGAUUUUUAAAAUAAUACAAAUUAAAUAAAUAAAUCACGCGGGUAUGGUCGAAUGGCAAAUGCAAUUCAGAAAGUCUAUAACGAACCCAAGUUCAAAAUCUCACACUUAGAUUAUCCAUCCAUGUGACCAGAUGACAGAGGUAUCUGAUUUCCCCUACGAACAACUGGAUCUCUUUGGUGUCGGAGACAUGUUCCCGGAGAUCAAUCUGAUGGAUUUCGGUCCACCGAAUAUCCCCAAUCAACAAAAGAAAAGUUGAAAUGAUUUUUAAUAUCUGUAUACUAUAAUGAUAAUUUAAAAUUUAUUUAGUAAAAAAAAACAAUUUUUCUCUUUACAAUUGAAGAAUAACGAAGGAAAAAUGUGUUUGAUAUUAUACUUCAAUUCUUAUAAAUGAUGUAAAUUUUGAAAAAUGUCACAUUUUCUCUUAUUGUUACCUCUGCAUGUAUUACCAAUUGAAGCAUUAGUCACACAACUAUAUUUGUUUUUCAUGUAGUAUUGAUGCUUGGUCAUUCAGUCCGCGGACCAAAUUUGUGUUAAGUUCUUUUCUUAAUUUUUGUAUAUAAUUCGUUUUUAUUCCAAAUAUACUAGGUGAUUUUCUCGUACUCAUGCACGGAUAUAAAUAUUAUAAAAUAAAUAUAUUAUAAUAUUUUUUAAUAUUUUAAUUUUAAUUAUUCUUUAAUUUAUAUUGUAUGAAUGAUUUUAAAUAACAUUAUAUUAUUUUAAUUAGACAUAUAAUUUUGGAUAUAUAAUAUCUCGACUAUUUGGUUAAUAUUUGGAUAUAUUAGAUAAUAUUUACUUUUCUGGUUCAAUUAUAAUAUUUUUGUUGUACAGCUUAAAAUUUUGAUUAAUUUUGUUAUUUUGAUGUAGUUUGAUUCUUGUCUUAGAUUUUUAAACAUAUUUUAGUAAGAUUGUGUAUAAUUCAAUAUAUAUUGUUUUAAGAAUCAGAUAGUAAAAGUAAACUAAAGUGUUGACGAUUCAAAGUUACAUAAAUAAAUAUAACAAUGAUAGUCCAUUGAAACCUUAUGCAUAUAUAUAAGAGUUAUACAAAAUACUUAAUUGUAAUAGUUGGUUGAUAUAUAUAUAUAUAUUUAUAAUAUUAUUUGAAAACUUAAUAUUUAUUUGUAAUAUGUUGAGCUGUUCUAUAAUUUAUAUGUAUAAAAAUAUUACUAUAAAUAAAACAUAUUAUUAUAAUUUAAUGUUUGACUUUGUAUAAAAAAUUUGAAUUGGUUUAGUUACUCAUUUUGUGGAUAUAUUGUGUUACAUAUAUUCUGUCAAAUUAAAGUAUAAAUAUUUAUAUUCAUUGUAUUAGUUUGGUUGUUCAUCUUAUAUGUGUAUAUAUAUUUUGAUUUUUUUAGUAAUUUAGUAUAUGCUAAUUUGGAAAACUAAAAUUAUAAAAUAAAAUGAUGAUAUAUACAAAGUUACAUAAAAACAUAACCGAUAAAUUUUAAAAGGGAAUAUUAUUUCUUUACUUUGAUAUUUUUCUAAACUUUAAUUGUUAUGGAAUCACAUUAUAUAAAUAAAAAUAUAUUUUUCUUAAAAUUUAUUAAUAUCUUAUUUAUCAUAUAUGUUAAUUUUUAAAAUAUAAAAAGGAACUUAAAUAAAAAAGAAAGAUGAAAUUAAAUUUUAUUUAUAUCUUAAUUUAUGUUAUUAAAUUAUUUUGUAACAAUUUGAGAAAUAUAUUGAUUUAAAUAAAAUGCAUAAUACUUUUAAAAUAUAUAUUAUGUUUUUAAGAUUAUCUUUUAGAAGGGAAGAUUAUUUCUUUACUUUAAAAUCAAGAUUAUUUUGUGAAAUUUCUUUAUUAUGAAUUACACUGUAUAUAUAUAAUAUAUAUAAGAUAUUUUCGUUUUUAAAAUUUAUAAAUUUUCUUUAUUAUAUUCGAUUUUUGAAAAAUAAAUAAAAAAGAAACCUAAAUAAAAAAGGAAAAAAUAGAAAAAAAUAUAUUUAAUAAUGAUAAUUAGAUAUAUUUAUUCAUUAAGUAUAUCAUCGUAAUCAACCACCGUGAGAGUUAACGUGAGCGCGACACGUAGAAAACUGAUUUUCCAAAUAAUAAUAUUAUAAAGAUACGAUAUAUAUCUCUCCAAAAUAAUAUAUUCAUGUAUAUAAAAAAUAUUCAGUUUUGGUUUAAUUAUUUGUCAAAUUUAUUUAAUAUGGGUAUUUAUGUAAGAAACUGAUAAAUAUUAAUAAAAUUUAAAAUUUAAUUAUGUUUAAUCAUAAACCGAUAUAUUAUUCAAGAAGUCUAACCAAAUCACUCAAUAUAUAUUCAAAAAUAUAUAAAUAAAACAAAAACCAAAAUAAAAAUCUGGUUAACUUAAAAAAGUUGUUUAUUCUAAAUAAAACUAGUAAAUUCAAAUAUUUCCAGUUCUUAGAUAUUUUAAUUUCAAAUAACUAUUAUUAUAUAUCUAAAAAUAAUUUAAAUAUAUUGAUUAUUUGAAAUAUAAAUAUAAAUGUAUACUUGUAGUUUCUAAAUUAAUCAUUUGAUUAUCGUUGCAAAAUUAAUUUGAUCAGUAUAUCCAAAUAUUUUUAAAAAUAAGUAUACAUGUUAUUUAAUUCGAUUUCAGAUCAUAUAAUUUUGGUUUCUUAUAAUUUAUCUAUUCAACAUCCCAAAAAUUUAACUAAACCUAUUAGAAAAUCAAAAGCAUGAACUUUGCCCAAAUCUAUAGUAUUUGUUUCUUAAUUGUUUUUAGUAAAUUAAAGAAAGAAAUUUACUUAAAUUUAGAUAUAGAAGAUUUCUUUAAAAAAACUAGUGUAUAUAUUGUUAAAUAUAGAUUUUUUCGGCUAUUUCUUAAAUAUAGAUUUUUUACCAAAACUUGAAGAUUUUUACCGAUAAAAUAGAUUUUUAUCUAAAUUAAUUAUUUUUUUGCAAAAUCUGAAUUUUCCUUUUCGAUGGCAAGAGAGCGUGAGAACCACGUCCUGAGAUUCUUUGCGGGCCAUGAUAGAUGCAUGACUCAUGCGCCAUUAAUGCUAAAAUUGUCGAUACUUCUACCAUGUCUCCCCAUAACAAUACGUUGCUAAUAUUCAUUUUCUUUAUAAAAUUAACACAGUGUAACGCAAAAAAAAAAAAAAGAGUCAAAAACUGUUAUGGUUAGUUCUGUAAAAAACGGAAGGCGCAUUAACUAUUUUAGUUGGUCAAUGAAUGUGAAUAGGCUAUAAAUUAGUAAAGAUUAACUUGCAGAAUAAUAUUAAGUUCCUAAUUGGUUGUUACAAAAAAAAACUGAAUAUUUCAUUCCCAUUUUUGUCGCUCUUUCGUUUUGACCAUCACUAAAAAAAAGUGUAUAUAUAUGUUAAGCACAACACAAAGAGCGUGACAUAGCUUCUUCAGAGCAAAAAAAAAACGCUGAAACAAGAGAAUCACAGCAGAAACAAAAGGAACAGUGAAAGUCAGGGUUUCGUGAGAAGAACCUCGUUCAAGCGUUUGUGAACGCGGAUUUAUGUCGGCUGGGUUUGAAUCAAAAGCUCUGAUUUCAUCGCUGAUUAACAUCUCUUGUCCGAUUUCAUCAUCUGCUUGUUCGAACCCUGGUCUGGCAAACGCACUUCACUUCUGCUCUAAGCAGAGGCUUGUUCUCGAGAUUCCCUCUCUUUCCAUGCGCUUAAGGCCCAAAAGGACUUGUUCUGGCGUUGAAGUGUUCGGUGGUUUUCACAUAAAGCAGCAAAAGUUUUCUUUUUUCAUAGUUCGCUGAGAUUUUUUUUUUAUUACAGAACCCCUUUUUUAAUCUGAGUGAUUCUGUUCUGUUUUUUUUUUGGUUCUUCUGGGGGGUUUUUGAGGAUUUUGGUUGUGUGAUAACGACAACAAUGGUAGCGAUUAGGAAACAACGUGUUACGAAGAAACCAAAGAGUGAUAACUCUUUAUCAUCCGAUCCUCAAGAAACCCAAGUUUUGAGAAAAGUGAGGAUCAUCGUGGCCGAUCCUUACGCAACUGAUGAUUCCUCUAGUGAUGAGGAAGAGAUGAUCCCUAGGCCUCGUCCAGUGAAACGCAUUGUCCGUGAGAUCAACUUUCCACUGCAUUCUGAUAGUGCUUCACCGGAUAGUACUGUGACCAUGAGCAAGAGAGCAGGGGCGGCUAGGUUCGCGGCUUCUCGUGCCAAGUUACUUAACAAGCCUGUUGGUGUCAGGCAGAGGAAGUGGGGGAAGUGGGCUGCUGAGAUUAGGCAUCCCAUCCUCAAGACGAGGAGGUGGUUGGGUACUUUUCUUACUCUGGAAGACGCUCAUCAAGCUUAUAAAAAGAAGAGGAGAGAGUAUGAUGAACUUCUCGGCAUCGUUGAUGAUCCUCUCCCUGUGUCCGAGGAUGCUAAACCUGAGGUUUCUUCGUCUGAGAACAGUCAGUGCUCAGGCUCUUCAACCACUACUUCUCUCGAGCAAGACGCUUCUUCUUCUUCAGCUAAAGAAGAAGUGAUGAUGAAGAUCACUACAAAUGAUGAUGAUGGUGUUGAUUUGAGCGAGGAAGUGUUGUUUGAUUUCAACUUUGCUGAUCUACAAAUCCCUGAGUUCAUUGGUGACGGUGGAUCAAUGGGAGGUGGAGGUGGAGGAAACGAUCUUGGUCUAGACUUUGAUUGUUUCUUCACUGAUGAUCAGCUUGAUGAUUUUGGUUUGCUGGAUGAUAUUAGCGGAUUUGAAGAAAGCGGUCCGAGUGCCUUACCGGAUUUCGACUUUGCAGAUGUUGAGCUUGAGCUAGCUGGCUCGAGUUUCCUGGAUCAAACCUCGCCUCUCAACAUGACUUGCUCCAUGAAAAGUUUUGCUGCUUAAGAAUAUACGAGUUUUCUUUCAAGUGAGGAGAGUUUUUAUGUUUUUCUUUUGGGUAUUUGAAUAAGACAUACAAAGAAGUGUAUGUUCCAGAGAGAAGUAAGAUCGUAGGACGAUAAGUAGCCGGGUUUUGCAAUUAGGAGUGUUUUUUAUUUAUUUAAAUUAUUGUUUUGAGAUGUAAAAGAUGAAGUAAUGAAAGUUUGAUGCUCUAAUGAUUCAUAACUGUUUUUGCUUC
This is a messenger RNA of Brassica rapa (field mustard), 5111 nucleotides long. RefSeq names its product ethylene-responsive transcription factor ERF118. Gene Ontology annotation, molecular function: DNA binding; DNA-binding transcription factor activity. The record is from RefSeq and is a predicted model, not a curated record. NCBI's taxonomy places the organism in Eukaryota, Viridiplantae, Streptophyta, Magnoliopsida, Brassicales, Brassicaceae. Gene Ontology annotation, biological process: regulation of DNA-templated transcription.